Molecule: messenger RNA, 795 nt
Organism: Nelumbo nucifera (sacred lotus)
Lineage: Eukaryota; Viridiplantae; Streptophyta; Magnoliopsida; Proteales; Nelumbonaceae
Source: RefSeq, a predicted model, not a curated record
AUGGGGAGAACAAACUAUACACCUUUGAAUGCUAAGCGAGGAGAGAUCUUAAUGGCUAUUAAGGAUUCCUCAUUCGUCAAAUGGCCUCCCAGGUUAAGGGGAGACCCAACAACAAGAAACCCGAAUGUCUACUGCCAUUUCCACCGAGGUCAUGAACACAGCACGGAGAAUUGCAAGAAUCUCCACGAUGAGAUCGAGGAACUUAUCUGUCGCGGGUACCGAAAGAAUUACAUACUACAAGAAGAGAUGGGACAAGCAGACCGACAGGCAAAUCGACAAGGGGACCAAAGGAGAAAAGACCCCGAGACCAACAGGCAGAAUGAGCAGCCACCUCGAACGCUGCUAGAGGAAAGGCCAGUCCGUGGAGUGACCAAUAUGAUCACCGGCGGGUCCAUAAUUGUCGGAUGUACAUCAGCAACUGGGAGGAUCUUGGUACGCGAAUUGGAGAACGAAGGCGACAACCCACCAAAGCAACCUUGGCUCAAAGAACCGAUCUACUUCACAAAGGAUGAUGCGCACGGGAUCCAGUACCUAUACGAUGAUGCUUUAGUAGUGAAGCUAAGGAUCGACGACUUCGAGGUGAAACGCAUCUUAGUAGACUCAAGCAACUCAGCAGACAUACUCUUCAAGGAGACCUUUGACAAAUUACAGUUACAGCAAAGCGACUUGAAAUCAACAGAUACAUCUUUGGUAGGGUUCAACGGCGAGGAGGUUAGGCCUUUUGGUCGAAUCAUAGUACCGUGGAAUCCGGCACGUGGCCAAACAUUGUGCAAUUUGAGCACACGUUCUUGGUAG